Condylura cristata (star-nosed mole) is the source of this 1443-nucleotide messenger RNA. It is a transcript of the gene METTL18, whose product is annotated as methyltransferase like 18. Gene Ontology annotation, molecular function: protein-L-histidine N-tele-methyltransferase activity. Bases 278 to 1411 code for a protein of 377 amino acids. The transcript is spliced from 2 exons. The record is from RefSeq and is a predicted model, not a curated record. NCBI's taxonomy places the organism in Eukaryota, Metazoa, Chordata, Mammalia, Eulipotyphla, Talpidae. Gene Ontology annotation, biological process: peptidyl-histidine methylation, to form tele-methylhistidine.
GUCCGGCAUACGUCAUGACGUGGCGACGAGAUUCUACACUGGAGGAGCUGGGGGCACGCGGACAUUGAGUAUUGCCAGAGUUAAACUGAAAGAAGAACAAAGACUUUUAAAAAAACAUUUGGAAAUACCUCUAAAUAUGUCUAACAUAAGCAGCUAAAGAAAACUUGAAUCCAACAAAAACAGUUGAACAAUUGAGGCAGUUUUAUGUGUGAGUCACUACUUCUAUCCAGAAGUUCACAUACCUUCCUUUGAAUUUGAGAAUUGUGUACAUUUGAGGAUGGCCUUUCAAUUUAAUUUCACUAUAGAAGACCAUCUGGGAAGUGAAUUAACACACCUUAGAGAUGCAGCAUUGGCCCUGGAUUCCUCAAAAGAUUCUUCUCCAGGCUUAGAAACUCAAAAAGGUAAAGAGACCUUUUUCAAUGACAGAAAGUGCUCACCAGGACAUUUUGACUUGCCUCUGGAUCACUUGGGGGAACCCAAGUCAGCAACAAAUACAGCUUCCACUCAAGACACAGACAGUACAUUCAGUGCUGCUAACAUUUCAGUUAACUUGGAGCUACCUGAAGAACAGCCCUGUUUGAGAAUGGCUAAAGAACACUCUGUGCCUAAAGAUUUAAAGAAAGUGUUAGAAAAUAAAGUCAUGGAAGCAUUACCAGUUCACCAGAAUAUAAUUCUAUCAGUGGUGAAAACCAACCUGUUGAAAGAGAACUUCCCUGGUGAAGAAAAUAUAGUUUCAAAAAGCUUUUCUUCUCACUCUGAUCUGAUUACAGGUGUUUAUGAAGGAGGCUUGAAAAUCUGGGAAUGCACCUUUGACCUGUUAGCUUAUUUGAUAAAGGCCAGUGUGGAAUUUGCUGGGAAAAAAGUGCUGGAUCUUGGCUGUGGGGCAGGGUUAUUGGGUAUAAUUGCAUUCAGGGAAGGGGCAAAAGAAAUUCAUUUCCAAGAUUAUAACAGUUUGGUGAUUGAUGAAGUAACCUUACCUAAUGUAAUAGCUAACUCUGUUUUGGAAGAUGUAGAAAAUGUAAACCAACCAGAAGCAAAAAAAUGUAAAAAAUCAAAAAUAACACAAGAACUGUGUCAGUGCCGAUUCUUUUCUGGAGAAUGGUCUGAAUUUUGUAAGCUUAUACUAAGUAGUGAAAAGCUAUUUGAAAAGUAUGAUCUCAUUCUAACCUCAGAAACCAUUUACAAUCCAGAUUAUUAUGACACUUUGCACCAAACAUUCCUUCAAUUGUUAGAGAAAAAUGGACGGGUGCUUUUGGCCAGUAAAGCACAUUAUUUUGGAGUAGGUGGGGGCGUUCAUGAUUUUCAGAAGUUUGUAGAAGAAAGGGAUGUAUUUGAGACCAAAAUACUUCAAGUAACUGAUGUAGGACUAAAGAGAUGUCUACUUGAAAUGACUUUCAGAUGCCCUAGUUAAUGUCGACUUAAUGUCCAAAGUGAAAUAAAUAG